Papilio polytes (common Mormon) is the source of this 4289-nucleotide messenger RNA. RefSeq lists its product as uncharacterized. Lineage: Eukaryota; Metazoa; Arthropoda; Insecta; Lepidoptera; Papilionidae. The transcript is spliced from 4 exons. The coding region runs from base 223 to 1968 and encodes 581 amino acids. The record is from RefSeq and is a predicted model, not a curated record.
ACAUGUUCUACGGCGUCCUCCGAUUUUAUUCACGGAAAGUGUAACGCCAUAUUGCUUCCGUGAAUUCUGUGAAAUAUUUGUGCAUUUCUCUUUAAUCAUGACUAUAAUAAGAAAAUGGAUUGAUUAAAAAUAAUUUACUAUCAACGUUUAAUCGUGGGGAUAUAAUUUUAAGCAUCACAGCUUCAGAUUUUACUGGAAAAAGUGUAACUCGAGGGGACGAUUAUGUCCUAUGAGAAGAUGGAGGUGGUGAAUCCGGCAGAAAAGGAAGCCAGUGAGGUGCUGCACUCUCUAUUGUCGGUGGAGCGUCGUAGUGUAGACAGUAAGGAAGCGAUCAUUGUUUCCAUUCCGGCCGAUCAAAAUGGUGGAGGCGAGUACGGCGAAAGUGCCCAAUGGCACACCCCGGUCAUGGGGCAACAUUCAGUUUUUGAACUGAGCACCGCACAAGGUUUACAACAACAUACUUACAAUGGGCAUCAGGAGCAGGUGCUUUGGCAAGGGCAUACUAUACAAGUGGAGAAUGGAGAUGGCAAUCUGCAAGCGAUGCAGGGAACAUACAGUAUUGAGUUUGAACCAAAUGUUGAUGGUGAAACUGGGGAUAUGGAAGUUGACACAAAACCAAAGGUUGAAAAGAAAGUUGCUGUCAAGAGAAAGAAAAAAAUGGCAGAAUCAGAUAGUGAUGAUGAUGUCUUUGAUAACAAAUUGGAAGACAAUCCUUCACAGGUAAAAGAAAGACUGAAAAGAGGCUGUGACUGCAAAGAUAAUUGCUAUAGAGGUCUCAAUCCAGAAGCUGUGUACCGCCACAGGUUAAAUAUUGCAGAAUUGACAAAAAGUGAGCAUGACAUGUAUCUGAUGGGCAUUACAAUGGCAAGUUUAGCAAAUCCCGCAGAAACAUCUCGUCACAAAGUCAGAAGGAGAUUAAGAGCGUGCUAUGUUUAUCAGGGGAGAAAAGUUUGUUUAGAAGCUUUUUUAUAUUUGGAAAAUGUAACACAUUAUCAGCUCAAGCGGAUUAGACAGCAUGUAAUGACGCAUGGAGUGGCUCCCCGAAUACAUGGUAAUGUUGGUAAGAAGCCAUACAACACUUUCACGCUGGACAUUUACAAGCACGCUACUAAUUUCCUAAAGGAAUAUUUGAAACAACAUGCAAGCUCACCAAAGGAUGUACAGCCAUCAGGUGAAGGAGGCAAGAAAACAAGCAAAACAGUUAUAAUACAAGGUGAUUCAAGAAAACACCUAUUUGAGGCAUAUAAGGAAUAUGGGGAAAUUUUGGAACCUGGUGUAAAGCUUAUGGGCUAUUCGACUUUCCGGGCAUUCAUGAAGGAUCAAUUUCCUCAAGUUAAGUUUGCAACAAAGAAGCAGGAGAUGCCAAAGGAUAUGGUGCCUUUCCGCAGUGGGAAAUGUAUGUCAUAUGACAAAAACAAGGACCCUAUUAGGAUACAGCAGGAAAAAGAGAAAGCUGAUGCUAAAAAGGCAGCUAUGGAUGCAAAGAAGAAAGAGGACAUGGAGAGGGAGCAACAUGCACAACAAGAAGCACAGCAGCAGCAACAACAACAACAACAACAGCAACAGCAACAGCAGCAGCAACAACAACAACAGCAGCAACAAGUGCAACACCAACAACAGCAACAAGUUCAACAAGUGCAGGUGCAACACCAACAGAUGCAGAAUCAAGGCCCUCAUGUUGUUAUACAUCAACAACAACCACAACAACAAUCGAUGCAACAGCAGAUGUUGGUGCCGCAAGUGAGUCAACACCAACAAGUGUUGACACAACAAGUGGGUGGUGUUCAACAAGUUUCCCAACAGCACUGUGUUCAGCCGUUGGGGGUGUCGGAGGAUAGUGGGCAGCCAGUGGAGAUGGCUCAGCAAGUGAUACCGCUGGCGGUGGUGCAGCAACCACAGCAGGCGUACCUUGUCACUCCAGUGUCACAUUUCCAAACACGAGUACAAGGUGCCUGGUACAGACAUUGACAUCGGAAUGUCACAUUUGAAAAUACAAUGAAAUAGAAAUGUGAUGACAUUAUUGACAUUGAAGCAACAAAUUUUGUGGCCGGAGAAAUAUUUUUUAUAUGCCACAUGUAACUUUGGCAAUAAGCUAGUAGAUACUUAGGUUUAACACCUUCUCAGUAUUGAUAACUGAAUGAAACAAGUGUCUGUAAGUAUAAAUUUAAUCAUAUUUACACAAUUUACAUUAGCAGUAGCUAUGUAGUAUAUUUUAUAGGCAUAUGAUUUUGUAGGUAUUGUAAGUUAAUGUUUGGACAACUUGUCAUUUGUGUGAAGAAGAACUGCAAUUUUGUGAAUCAUUAAUCCCGCCUUCAGGUAUCUUUUAGGAAUUGGUAUUAUUGCCUUUAUUAUAGCGCGUUUUUAAUGGUUUUUUCUGCUCCCAGAUAUAAUAUUUUCUUGUAUGAAAAUUUAUCCUUAAAAGUGUAUCAUCACAGUAGUAUGAGAAAUGGGGAAUAUGUAGUAAAAAUGCAAAUAAUUUUAAAUAUUAGGCUGAAAGAUGUAGAAAGUGAAGUGUUUGCACAGAAUGCAAUAUAUUUUCCCUCCGUCAACAAUAUCUAAAGUUUACUUAUAAUUAUAUUAAACAUCACAUUUAUUUCCUUUGGUUUAAAUAGUUUUAAUUUUGUAUUCUUCAAUCUUAAUAGUUAUAAAUGUGGAUGAAAUUAUGUUUGUUUACCCAAGGAAAGCAGUGCCUUUAACUAUUAUGGGUAGAUAAGUAUAACAAAAAACUGGUUGAAUUAUUUAGCGUGAGAUCUAUGCAAAACUUUUUUUAACUCCCAUACUUAGGCGGUGUUAAAAUUUGAGAUUUUGUUACUAAGGGACUGCUGUUAAAACAAUUCUGAAUGUAAUGGAAGUUAUUUUAACAUUUUUAUGUUUUAUACAUAUCAAAAUUUCGUAGUGAAUAAUUAUAAAGACAUAAGUUACUGGUGUUUAAAUAGUCCUCAAUAUGCAGUCUGAAGUUAAUUUAGUAUGUUACAUUUAUUUUUUAGAGAGUGUAGGAAUGUAGUUGUAGUGUUAGUUGUGUGCCCUAUAUGUACACAGGGAUUUUUAAUAUGUUGUUCCUUUCACAAUAAAUGAUGGACUAUUGAAAGAUAUUUAAAAUGUGAUUUGGUAGUAAACUUCCAUUUUUUUUCGAUAAUAUACUCAAAUUAAUCAUGAAAUUGAAAAUUUUGAUCCUAAUUUAUUUAAGGUUCUAUUUAAAUCACAUAAAUGAUUUAAUUGGAAAAUUUGUUCCGAAACAAAAAUUAAGACAAAUAAAAAAAUUAUAAAUUUCCGAUUGUUUCUUUUGAAAUUAGAAAAAAUUGUGAAAGAUCCUGUGUUCAAAUUGAAUUAAAUUGUGUUGUGUGUAAGUUGUUGGUAAUAAGAAUUGUAUGGUAAUACAGAAAAGUACAUAUAUUUGAAGAAAGCAUGUAAUGUGUGGUUUGUGAGUGAAAAACUGAAACAGUCCCAAACUUAAUGUUUGAUUUAAUAAUUGUUUAAUUGUAGGUUUCAAGGAAUGAAUUAUUUUAAAAAGAAAUUGUCACAUUUCUAUAUUGAAUGAAGUUUAUAUCAGCCUUUAAAGUCCUGAGAAAAAAAAAAACUAAAUGUGGCUUAUUUAAAAAAAAAUAUUUAACAUAACACACAUCAGUUCUCUAUGUUUUAUUUAUUGAAAAUAAUUGUAUUUUAAAAUUCAUAAACCAGUUUUUAGAUAGUAUCAACCAAUAUUCAAUAUCAUUGUGUUAAUCUUUUCGUAUUUAGUUGUUAGAAAUAUAAAGUAACUGUGUAAUAUUAUUAUCAAGGAAUAACUUACAUUGUGUUGAGAAACUUUAAAAUUUUCAAUUGCAUAUUUUCAUACAAAUAUUUUAUAAAAAAACUUGAUUUGUUUCUUAAUUAAGAUGGACGUAAUAUUGUAAUUUAUACAAGUACAUAAGUGUGUAAUCAUAUUUUAUUAGAGAGUACAGGAAUGUGCCUAGAAAUUAUGCUUAUCUAUGUAUUUUUAUAGUGCAAUAGAUUUAAAAUUUUGGCAUUCGACGAAAUAUCGUUUAAAAACAUCCUUGAAAGACAUUAAAAAUAGAGUUUGGAAAUAUUAAGGAAAAUAGUUUUGAAUAUGCUUUAUUUUGUGGUAUUCUAACCGUAAAAGUAUAAAUUAUUGACGUUCAUAAUAUUGUAUUUUUGAAUGUACAAGACAAACUAGCUUCGCUAGAUUUGUCCUAAGCAUUUAAUUUGGCAUCUAUAUGUAUUAUGUAACAAGAUCAAUAUCGUACGUAGGAAGACAUCAUGUGAUAGAAAAUAAACUUUUUUACGCUAGUAUA